AAGAAACUGUUGUAUUUACAAAAAGACACAGACACCAAACGAGUGUACAACAGUUACAACAAAACUUUAUAGUUUAAAACAAUAAUUUAGUUUUAUUUCCUUUAUUUGUUUCUAUUUUAACUUUUUUCCCCGAGUAGUGGAGAAAAACAGUGUUUUUGUGAUAGAAAUCCUUUUAACGUAAAAACGUUUUAACAAACAAACAUAAAUAAAAUGAAGCCUUUUUGUGUGGUUUUAGUGGUUUUGUGCGCUGCUAGCAUGGCUUCAGCUCGUCCUGAACCCCCACGUGAUAGUUAUGCAGCUCCACCAUCCAACAGUUACUCAGGCCCACCAUCUAGCAGUUAUUCAGCACCUUCCAGUAGUUAUGCACCCAGUGUGCCCAGUGGUAGUUAUGGUGCUCCACAACCCGUCUAUGGUCCACCACAACAACCACCAGUGAUACAUAAGCAUGUCUAUGUUCAUGUACCACCACCAGAGCCCGAGUAUCAAGCACCCAGAAAACCCAUUGUUGUGCCUCCACCACAAAAACAUUACAAAAUUGUGUUCAUUAAGGCUCCAUCACCACCAGCACCCACUGCACCCGUUAUACCACAAUUGCCCCAAACCGAAGAGAAAACUUUGGUCUAUGUGUUGGUCAAGAAACCCGAAGAGCAGCCCGAUAUUGUUAUACCCACACCAGCUCCCACACAGCCCAGCAAACCUGAAGUUUAUUUCAUUCGCUACAAGACCCAAAAGGAAGAGUCUGGUCCCUAUCCCAACAGUAUUGCACCAGCUCCUUCUGGCGAUUAUGGUGCUCCAGCUGCUCCCUCAGCUCCCUCGGCGCCCAGCUCUUCAUAUGGUGUACCCCAUUAGAGCUUUUUUUAAGGAAGAAAAAAAAAAAAACGGGAAGAAAUCUUGAAUACAAACAAAAACAAAUACUCAUUUAAAAAGCCUUCUAAUGGGCUUUUAUUGUGAAUUCUUUCACUAGAAAAAAGGGAAAAGUAAACUCUACGCAAGAUUCAUUAGUUAAAAUAAGAAACUCUCUCUCCGAUUCUCUCUAGCUAAACUCUAAAACUUUUACUCUUUCUUUGUCUUUCUCUAGAAACUGCUCCUUUAAAGAGCAUCUUACUAUAAACCCCUCUUUAAACUUUUUUAAUUAUUAAGAUUUUUUUACAUAUACAUUUUUUAUAAAAAAGUUGAAAAUAAAAAACUUUUUUAACGUGUGACAAAUUUAUUUAUAAGUAUUUUUUAGCAUUAUUUGUUGUUUCUCAUAGGAAUAUUAUGCAAAAACCC
Lucilia sericata (common green bottle fly) is the source of this 1269-nucleotide messenger RNA. RefSeq names its product pollen-specific leucine-rich repeat extensin-like protein 4 (gene TwdlE). NCBI's taxonomy places the organism in Eukaryota, Metazoa, Arthropoda, Insecta, Diptera, Calliphoridae. The transcript is spliced from 3 exons. Bases 211 to 849 code for a protein of 212 amino acids. The record is from RefSeq and is a predicted model, not a curated record.